CGUGCUCAGAAUGACGUAGCACACGCCGGCUACGUCAUAAUUUAGGUUUAGGUUUUCUAAUGGAUAAUAACAAGAUGUGCGGGUGUAAUUAAAAUAAAAAACAAUAUCCAAACGUACAACGAGUCCGAGCUAAACAAUAACAUAUUGUCCGACUUCUGGAUUGGUUCCUGGUGUCCGGUGUGUCGGGCUUUGUGUGGAACCAAUGCUAAUGCUAACCCCGUUAGCUCUGCUGCCUCCGGCUGCUAACACUAUCGCUCCAUGCACAUUUAAGUGGCUACACGCGCCGAGCGAAGGGUUAACGUGAGCGGAAAUAGCUGUAACUGAGGGACAGCAGCAUGGCUACAUCCCCAGUAGAGUACACCAUUGGCGGGGUGAAGAUCCACUUCCCCUGCAAGGCGUACCCGUCCCAGCUGGCUAUGAUGAACUCCAUCAUACGAGGACUGAACUCUGGGCAGCACUGUUUGCUGGAGAGUCCCACGGGAAGUGGAAAGAGCUUGGCUCUGCUCUGCUCCACUCUGGGCUGGCAGCAGGCUCAGUUUGAUAAACUCAAAGACGGAGGAAGCCUUUUGGAGGACAAGAGCCAGUCGGAUAAAACCUGUGGCGACGAUAAGAAGUCUGAUGUCUCCACGCCCUGUCAGUGUGUGUGCCACGGCAGAGUCAGCAGUACCACCGCAAACAGCCAAACAGCAGCCAGACCUGCUGUUGUGGACCUCACAGUGUCACCCUGCAAAGAGCUGACACAGCCGCUGCCCCCAGCUCCUCGACAGAUGCCAUCACCUGAGGAGUUGCAGCCCAGGAAACAGUCUAUAGCCUCUCGUCUGUCUGAGAAGUUCCUGUCGAGCUUCAGCCCUAACCGCGAGAAGGACGACGACGACGACGACUUUCAGCCAGACAAGAAGCGCAUUCGCACUGCGGAACACAAGCAGCGUAAAAGGCAGCGUCUGGAGCAGGGAGUGAUCUUCAUUGAUGAUGAGCUGGAAAAUGAGCCUUCAGGUGCUCAGAGUUGGUCCACGGAGCCAAACGCCCAAGCAGCAGGUCCAUCCUCAUCAUGCUGCUCCCCUGAACCCUGCUCCCGCUGCCCGUGUGCUUCAGCUAAAGACGGUGUGAAGGACAAAGACGGGGACGGCAAAAAGAAGAUUCCCAAGAUCUUCUUUGGCACUCGCACACAUAAACAGAUAACUCAGAUCACCCACGAGCUGAAGCGAACGGUUUACUCCAGAGUGCCCAUGACCAUCUUAUCCAGUAGAGCUCACACAUGUGUCAACGUAGAGGUGGCGCCUCACUUCAACCGCAAUGAACGCUGCAAGGAUCUGCUGGAGGCCAAAGAUGGCAGGUCAUGCCGCUACUACCAUGGUGUCCAGAGGAUGCGGGACCAGCGCACACUACAGCGGGUCCACGGACUCCAUGAUGCCUGGGACAUUGAGGACUUUGUCGCACUGGGCAAGCGGAUCCGGUCAUGCUCCUACUAUGCUGCCCGAGAACUCAAGCAGGAAGCCUCCAUCAUCUUCUGUCCAUAUAACUACCUGCUGGACCCAAUGAUCAGAGAGAGUAUGGAGAUUGACCUGAAAGGCCAGAUCGUGAUUCUGGAUGAAGCCCACAACAUUGAGGACUGUGCAAGGGAGAGUGCCAGCUACACUUUGGAGCACCACAGUCUGCUGAUGUCCAGGGAUGAGCUUGACGGCAUGGUCAACAAUAACAUCAGACGAUCCAAACACGAGUCACUUAGGGACUUCUGCUAUAGCCUGAUCAACUGGAUCCAGGAGAGCCAAAGCCUGAUGUCCGAACGGGGAUAUGAGAGCGCCUGUAAAGUCUGGAAUGGAAAGGAUGUACUGGGCAUCUUUCACAACAUGGGCAUCACUGCUGACACCUUCAACAAUCUGAAGAAAAACCUGGCAGCAGUGUUGGAGAAAGAGGAGCGUGGUUCCAUCAAUGGUAAAGAGGAGAUGGUUCAGGUCCCAACCAUCAGCUCGGCAACCUCCAUAGUCCUGAAAAAUCUCUUCAUGGUGCUGGGCUUCAUCUACUCCUCUGAGGACAACUGCAGGGUUGCUGAAGACUACCGGAUAGCUCUGCAGAAGAGCUACGCUUGGACGAACCAUGUCCCACCUGAUAUGCCUGAUGCCCAGGGCUUUGUUCGGCCACACCACAGGCAACGCCAGAGCGCCCGAGUCAAGACAGAAGUCCUCACACUCAGCUUCUGGUGCCUGAACCCCGCUGUGGCUUUCUCUGACUUCCGUAAGUCGGUGCACAGCAUUGUGCUGACAUCAGGAACUCUGUCACCCAUGGGCUCCUUCUCCUCUGAACUUGGGGUGAAAUUCUCCAUCCAGCUGGAGGCCAACCAUGUUAUCAACAAGUCCCAGGUUUGGGUGGGCACUGUUGGUGAAGGACCCCAGGGCAGAAAACUCCGUGCCACCUUCCAACAUACUGAAACGUAUGCCUUCCAGGACGAGGUGGGUGCGCUGCUGCUCCAUGUCUGCCAGGUCGUGGCCAAGGGUGUGCUCUGCUUUUUGCCUUCUUACAAGAUGCUGGACAAGCUGCGAGAGCGAUGGACCAACACUGGUCUCUGGAAGAAGCUGGAGCAACGGAAAGCCGUGAUCACAGAGCCCCGCGGUGGUGGCAAGGGGGACUUUGACGAACUGCUCCAGAAGUACUACGACGCCAUCGCUUACUGUGAGGAUGACCGAGAUGGAGCACUGCUGAUCGCUGUCUGUAGGGGGAAAGUGAGUGAAGGACUCGACUUCACUGAUGACAAUGCCAGGGCAGUGAUCACCAUUGGUAUUCCCUUCCCAAACAUCAAAGACCUCCAAGUGGAACUGAAGAUGAAGUACAAUGACCAACACUGCAAAUCCAGGGGUCUUCUCCCAGGCCAUCGCUGGUACGAGAUUCAGGCCUACAGAGCUCUAAACCAGGCCCUGGGGAGGUGUAUCCGCCACAAGAAUGACUGGGGCGCCCUAAUUCUUGUGGAUGACCGUUACAGGAAUAAUCCCAAUAAGUACAUCACAGGUCUUUCAAAAUGGGUCCGCCAGCUCGUCCAGCAUCAUGGCACCUUUAAUGAUGCCAUGGAGUCUCUGAUGGCAUUCUCUCAGAGGCAACAGAAGGUGGGGGCAGCUCCUGCAGACAGUCAGGCUCUCAGCUCUACUGUCUCAUCUCCAAACGGGGGACCGGGUCUGCCCAAUGCCUCAGACCCCCAGACACCCCACUCGUGUGUCAAACCGCCCGAAUCCCAGCAGGACACGAGCCCCUCGGCCUUCCACUUCUUUUCUCGUACACAGUUGAAAGCGGAGCAAAGGGAAAAAGCAGAACGGUUGAACCCGAUGCCCAGUCCCCCAGCACAGCCCCCAUCGCAUCAAAAAAGAACGGCUAAGGCUAUGUACAACAUUUUCAACUGCAGCCCCAUCAGCACCUGCUUCAAGAAGUCCAUCUGUAAAGAAAAAGCAGCCAGUCAGUCCAUCCAGCACUUGGAAACAUCUAAUCACUCGGAGCACCAGGACAAACAGCAGAUCUCCACUCCACAAGCAAAGACUGAAGCAACUUGUCUGAAGCGAGGGGUGGGAGACGGGUCCAUUGAAAUCAAAGUGGGGCCUGCUCCAGAGACGACCCCUCCCAGCUGUGAGAGGGAACUGCUGUCAAAAGACAAAGAUGAAGAUGAAGAGGAGGAGGGGGAGGGGGAGGAGGACCAAACUGUCUUCUUUACUCCAGAACUUUUCGAAGGUGAAGACAACGUAGGUAGCCCAGAGAAAGAGAUGCAGACCAAGUCGCCUCCGAGGAUGCUUUUGGGGGCAGAGAGCCCGAUCGCGCUGUCAGAAGAACGUUUUGGCUCUGAGCGGGCCCCGGGGCAAGGGCCAGCCUCUGCUUUUGAUGGACAGAGUUCUAUUUCAGACGGAAAGGAGAGCACAGAGCUGUCACAGAGACAGCAAGAAGAAAGUAUAAUACCGAAGCACGAGGAGGAGGGGGAGCAGGUGGAUAACCAGAGCAGGCAGACAGGCAGUAGGCUUCGCAGGUUGUCCAGGUCCAGAAAGCCAGCUGCCUCUACUCAAACAGGUGGAGCCAAGAGUGCAGGGAAAGUCAGUCUUCAGCAGGUUGAGACCAGGAGCAGCCAGAGGAGGACUGACGAGGCCAGGCCAGAUCAUGAGUUAAAGGGGACCAAGGUGGCUUUGAAUAGCAGACCAGCCAGACUAGUAAGAGGAUCCAGCUCAAGAAUAGAGAGUGUUUAUUCGGUACAUUAUCUGAAACCAAGGGUGACUGAGUCAGGAAGGUCCCCUGUGUGUGUGAGGGAACACAAAGCCACACCUGGUGGUUCCACGAGGACUGAGAGUGACGAUGUGAUUACAAAACAAGCCGGAGCAGCACGAUACAGUCCUACUCGUCCAGCAGUGGAUGGUCCAGGAUCUCAACACACCAAAGCAAGAGCUAUUAAAGUACAGCGAUCUUGCAGGCAGAAAAGCAGGAGAUUUAACAAGACCUCUCCCAAAAGAAAGAUAACCAAAGGCCACCGGCCAUGCUCUUUGGGCCUCUACUGUUCUCUGUGUGAGAAGGAGCUACUUCCUGUGGCACAUGGUGCACUGCGAAGUGCUGUUUGUGAAUUUGAACAUCUGUCUUUUCUGAGAAAAGACCAAUUCAGUCCCGUAACGCCGACCCGCCACUGCCAGUGUGCAGCACGUCAGCCAUCAAUUUUAGACAAGUCGGGCUCACUGCUGCUGGUCCAAAAUCUUGCAUCAAUGAAGGCCCUGAGGACUGCUCUGCAACCCUACUGUGAGGGCACUGCAUACAAUGCCAUCUGGAACCCCGAGGAGGGCUCCGUUACCAGGUUUCUGCAGUGCAGAGGCUGUUUGUCUCAAAGCCCCUUUCUGUCUGCGGCGGUAAUUGCAGCAGAGAUCCAGUGCCCUCGAGACAUGGCUCAAGAUCAGAUCUGGUUGUCCCCGGCAGCGGUCCAGUUCUGCCCUCUCACCACUAUUUAAAGCUGAAGAGAUCACGAAU
Messenger RNA from Cyclopterus lumpus (lumpfish), 4974 nucleotides. RefSeq names its product BRCA1 interacting protein C-terminal helicase 1 (gene brip1). Gene Ontology annotation, molecular function: hydrolase activity, acting on acid anhydrides, in phosphorus-containing anhydrides; DNA helicase activity; DNA binding. Bases 336 to 4955 code for a protein of 1539 amino acids. The transcript is spliced from 26 exons. Gene Ontology annotation, biological process: nucleotide-excision repair; double-strand break repair involved in meiotic recombination. The record is from RefSeq and is a predicted model, not a curated record. NCBI's taxonomy places the organism in Eukaryota, Metazoa, Chordata, Actinopteri, Perciformes, Cyclopteridae. Gene Ontology annotation, cellular component: nucleus.